This is a messenger RNA of Polyodon spathula (Mississippi paddlefish), 1380 nucleotides long. RefSeq names its product torsin-1A-interacting protein 2-like. Gene Ontology annotation, cellular component: membrane. The transcript is spliced from 6 exons. The record is from RefSeq and is a predicted model, not a curated record. Gene Ontology annotation, biological process: membrane organization. Bases 1 to 1164 code for a protein of 387 amino acids. Gene Ontology annotation, molecular function: ATPase activator activity. Lineage: Eukaryota; Metazoa; Chordata; Actinopteri; Acipenseriformes; Polyodontidae.
AUGGCUCAAACAAGAUCUACAACCAAUGGUGCCAGCCAAGGAAAGAGCAAAUUCCCCUUAAAGAGAGAUGUGAGUGAAGCUGAGGCAUCAGGAGAUUCUGAUGAAGACGUUACUGGAAACAGGGAUUCGGAUGGUGCUGGGGGGGAUGCUGAGUCCACAGCUGUUCAUCAGGAUAAUGCAUCACAUACACUGAAAAAAAAUCAUCAUUCCCAAACCAAUAAUGGGGAAGAAAGAAUGCAAGAUUUCAGUGAACCGCAGCUUGCUUCACAGACACGGCACAGAGGAAAUACUGAAAAAAGCACAGAACACCCAACCAGCAAAGAGACGGUGGGAAAAGGAAAGAGAAAGCCGCGAGAAGAGGCAAACAGUUCUGGCUUAGUAAUCAACUGUCUACUGAAGAUCCUUUGUUUAGUUCUAGUGGCUCUGCUUGUAGAGGGCACAUUUCUACAUGUCUACAAGCCCAAGCCCCCAGCCACAGAUGAAAAUCCAACCCUCCAGACCUUUCAAAUCAAGUUCAAGGAACUGAAGUCCCGUUUUCCCAGCCAGAGAGAAGAAGUGUGGAAGAGAAGCAAGAUCCUUCUUGAGAAGCACCUCUUAUCAGCUCACCCCUCGGAGCCGGCCAGCAUGAUACUGACCUCCGGGCAGAAUGCUCACAAGACGCUGCACUGUCUGGCAAGCCAGAUCGCCGGAGCUUAUUCCUCCACUUUGAACGCCAGCACUGUCCAGAUUGACGGGUCUGGCCUGGCCUCUAUGGACAGCGACCAGGUCAAGCUGCUGUUGGAUGAAAAGUUGAAAAGCAGCUUUGAAGGUAAUAAGCGAACAGCAGUGAUCCACCAAUUGGAAGAGCUUCCCCCAGGCGCAACCCUCAUCUUUUACAAAUACUGCGACCAUGAGAAUGCAGCCUAUAAGGCAGUGUCGCUCAUCUUCACUGUCCUGCUCGAAGAGGAGGAGCUGACCCCCAGGCUGAAUCUGGGUGCAGUGGAAGAAAAGGUGCGGGAUUACAUUCAGAAGAGGUUUAUCAAUUCAGAGCAGCCUGAUGCGUUCAACAGGAUGGAUGCCGACAAGCUAGGAGGCCUUUGGAGUCGCAUCUCCCACUUAGUUCUGCCUGUUACUGCCGAGAAGGACUUUGAAAACCAUGGCUGUGAUUCUGCUGACAGUAAAUAAGUACUUGUGUUCAUCCAUUGCUCUUUACUUCCAAGUUUUGGUACCAGGAUUGUAUAUGUCCACAGACAUUUUAAGUUGUCUAUUGAAAUCAUGUCUCGCUAUUGUAACUCCAUUAUUUGUCAAUCAUUUCUGGAAAGAGUAUAAUGACUACAAAACAUGAUAUAUAUCAUUCUUUUUUUUUUUUUUGUCCAUGGCACAUUUACCAGCAGUGUAUGU